Molecule: messenger RNA, 708 nt
Organism: Ustilago hordei
Lineage: Eukaryota; Fungi; Basidiomycota; Ustilaginomycetes; Ustilaginales; Ustilaginaceae
Exons: 2
Coding region: 1-708 (235 amino acids)
Source: RefSeq, a predicted model, not a curated record
AUGUCUUGGACUGUGCAGAUAAGAGCUACAGUCAGACUUGGAACGUUAUGCGCAUAUCUCGCUUCUGCUGUGCCAACGUCGUGGUUUUCUGCACUUUCACUAAGUCUUGCGUUCGGUCAAGCUGACGACUCCUUGUUAAUCGCACUGCUACCGUCAGGAAGGUUCACACAUCAAUUGCUCCUCGGCGAAUGUCAUCACCAGCUACUCGUUCGAAAUCACUUCGACGACGCGUGUUCACGUCUGCUCGCUGUUCCUCAAUGCGAACCCAACGAUACUCCUCCCAGAGUGCAGACCUCCCGAGCCCGAAAACAUCGUCCCGUGCAUGCUGAGCAAGAUGAGUGCAACGUUGCAUGUAGUCUUUCGCAACUCUGUGCGACAAUUGUGUCCGUCCUACCGCGGACGGAGCAAAAGGAUCGGAAGAGUGCUUGUAGUGGGUCCAUUUUAAUUGCUGCCUUUGCCCCCGUCAAGACAGGGAUUGCAUUCACUCUUUUCAGCCUUCGUCCGUCAAAAGGUGGUGCGAGCCAUUCCGACUCUUUUGAGUCUGCUCUGCUCCUCAUCAACUACCGGGUUGGAUUCGCUAUCAUCAAUUCCAUCUACGUCCAAUCUCAGCAUGGUUCCACACUUGUCAAACCUUGCCUCCCUGAACCCAAGGAGCGUGCUCCCUGGACCGAUCCGACAACAAGUGAGCACAAGCUGUGGCCUCGGUAA